Biomphalaria glabrata is the source of this 4796-nucleotide messenger RNA. RefSeq names its product polypeptide N-acetylgalactosaminyltransferase 5-like. The record is from RefSeq and is a predicted model, not a curated record. Gene Ontology annotation, cellular component: Golgi apparatus. The transcript has 14 exons. Lineage: Eukaryota; Metazoa; Mollusca; Gastropoda; Planorbidae. The coding region runs from base 253 to 2328 and encodes 691 amino acids.
CAGUACUCACGACGCACAAGUCAGAGUUAUCUCUACUUGUUUCCUAUAAUUCUUGACCUUAGUUUCGGGACUAAUUUGUUGGCAUAUGUUGUCAUUCAUGUAAGAUAAAAAAGAAAAAAGGAUUAUAAAUCAUAGAACUAGAACAGUAAACCGUUUCUUUGUCCAAACAUAAGAGAGUUAUUCCUUUCAUGCUCCGGACUGUAGCCAAAGUCAUAGUGCCUCAUGGAUCUCUACUGACAAGUUCUGUUCUGAAUGGCCUUGUUCGGCGUCUUAAGCCGUAAGCUAUGUCGUACCAACAGAGUCCGGCUGGUCAUAUUCGCUGUGCCCACUGUGUGGCUGAUGACCAUGAUGUGGACACUUUACUGGGCACAGGGGCUACAGAGUAUGAAGCUUCAGGACAGACAAGAACAGACUACUACCAUCUCACCCGAGACGACAGCGGCCAAGAUGGACACAGCACCUCUGAAUGACGAGGUUGUGGAACAAAUCGCCCCCGAUGCUGAUGCCAGAUUUGGCGGAAUACCUUCUGACGAGAAGUCUUUCAAUGGGCAAGAGAAGAAUCAAAAUUUUAUUCAGGACAUUGUCGCCGAUAAUUAUGGCGCCGAGAUGCUAAUAGAGACAGUUGAUGACAGAGGCAGAGGGCUCAACCAAGACACGAAUGGCAUACGUCCUGACGAUAAAAAUGAAUUCCUUGCAGACGAUCGUGACCCGGAUAUUGGAAACUUUGCUGAUCAUGGUCAAAUAUUGGAUCAUUAUGAAGUAACACCUGGCAAUGCGAUUAUUAAAAAGGCUAUUAAACCCGGAGUACGAUUCGACCCACCUAAAUUAGGUGAGGGAGGUAGAGCGGUGAAGAUAGUGCCAACUGAGUUAGAUGAGAUCGAACGAGCCAAGUUUGAUGAAGGAUGGAAGAACCAUGAAUACAAUGAAUAUGGUAGUCAACAGAUUUCAACUCAGAGAGAAAUACCAGACUUUAGAAAUCGGAAAUGUAAAGAAAAGCAGCAUUCAGAGAGUUUACCAAAAGCCAGCAUCAUUAUAUGCUUCUACAAUGAGGCUUGGUCUGUAUUGCUACGUACCAUCCACAGUGUCUUAACCAGGUCACCACCACAUCUUGUUGCAGAGGUUAUUUUAGUGGAUGAUUAUUCGGAUAUGGCAUUAAUGAAAAAACCACUAGAGGAAUAUGUUUCCCGAAUAGCCAAACUUAGACUAAUACGUAUGACCAAAAGGUCUGGCCUAGUCAGAGCUCGACUCGCAGGAGUCAGUGAAGCUACUGGACCUGUCUUAUUGUUCCUAGACUCUCAUGUGGAGUGUGCAGAAGGUUGGUUAGAGCCUCUUCUUGAAGCGAUUGCUGACCACCCUAAAGCUGCAGUGACCCCAGAGAUUGAUGUGAUUGAUGAUAAAACAUUUGCCAUACAAGCCUCAGUGGGUAACAUUGGUGUCCUAGAGUUUAAGUCAUUCUCAUUUGACUGGGCCCCGAUUACACCCAGACUAAGAAGACUCAGAAAUUCUAUUGCAGACCCUGUCAUGUCACCUACCAUGGCUGGAGGACUGUUUGCUAUUAGAAAAGAUUUUUUUAUUGACAUGGGCACAUACGAUGUUGGUUUGGAAUUAUGGGGAGGAGAGAACAUAGAACUUUCCCUAAAGCUCUGGUUGUGUGGAGGAGGGAUUCUGAUCCAUCCAUGUUCACGGGUAGCUCACAUAUUUAGAGAGUCCUCUCCGUACCUCAAAGGAGACAAAAGUAAUGUUUUGGUGAAGAAUUCUGCUCGAGUUGCACAAGUAUGGGCUGAUGAAUAUCGUAACUUUUUUUUCAAGGAACCUUAUGAUGAGGAAAAAUAUGGCAGUGUAGCAGAGAGACAAGAAUUGCGUGCCAAGCUAAAUUGUCACACAUUUGGCUGGUACUUAGAUCAUGUUUACCCUGAGAUGUAUAUAAAGGGAUCUGGAAAAUAUCUAGGUUUGAUUCAAAGUAAAUCUGGCAAGUGUAUUCACAGAUCCAGUUCAGACCCAGACUCACCUUUAACACUAUCAGACUGUAGAAAAGCAUUGCCAUGGGAAUUUACUCGCAUGAAUGAAAUAAGAUCUUCCACCUUAUGUUUUGAUAGGCAUCAACAAGACCAGUUUCUAAUAUCACAAACAUGUACUUUAGACAAUUCAACACAAUCUUUUCAGUAUGUGAAGAAUGAAUUAAUCUACCAUCUACCAACCAAGUCUUGUCUGACUGAAUCUUCUGAUGGGUUUUAUAUUACAUUCCAACCUUGUACAUUAGCAAACAACCAGUUAUGGAAGUGGCCAAAUAAUCUCAACUAUAUUUCAACAGUCAAAGACAGCAGAUAGUCUUUAGUAAAGCUAAUUGUUAAAUUUGUGAAAUAUAUGCCAUGACAGUAGGGUAAAUUAUUGAUAGAUGUGCAUCUCUUUGACAUUCCCACUGGGUACUAUUAAAGGUUGUUAUUGUUAUUUUGUAAUUCUGUCUGUGGUUGAAGUAAAUAAGAUAUUUCUAUAAGUGUCUUAAGUUUUGAAUUAAGCAAAUCAGUUGAUAUUAUUAUAAAGCUUUUGAUAAUUUUGAAAACUGUAAAGUAGACUAAUGCUUGAAAAAUCUUUUCAUAGAAAAAUAUUAAAUAGACAGGUGUACAUUUACAAGUUUCAGCUCAUACAUAGGCAAAACACUGAAAGUAUAGAUUUUCAAAGUUGUUCAUUUUAUAAGCAAAACACUAAUAAUAUGAAUUUUUCAAAGUUGUUCAUUUUAUAAGCAAAACCCUAUAGGUAAGGAUUGUUCAAGUGGUUUGUUUUCCUGUGCAUAUCCAAAAUUUCAGUUUUAAUUUUUUUUUCUUUGUUUUUACUUCAUAGAUCAAUUAAAAACCAAAUCACAUAGUUUUCAAAAAGAUAAAACACCUUUGCAGACCUGCCUCUGUUUCAAGGGACAUCAAUGGGGAAACAUGUAGUUGUCAUUAAUUGUAUUGGUUCUGACAUUUGUUUCCCUUCCAUUGUUCCCUUAAUAAUGUGGUUGUGAAUCUCAAGUUUGACUGAAUGAAUGUUUGUUGUAUACAAGCUAACUGAAGCAAGCAUAAUUCAUCGAGUUUUUCAACUAAAUACAUUUUAAUAAAUAAUUCAAAAUAUUAAUCUAUUUGUAAAAAAAAAACCUGAGAACUCUCAGUGUUAAAUCAUUUUUAGCGGCCCCCGAAAGGGGAAAAGACGCUAUUAGUUUUGUGUGAAAUGUCUGUCCCUCUGUCCAGUUUAGAUCUCGUAAACUAGAAAAGAUAUUGAAAAUCCGACAUCACAAUAUUUUAGACCUUUCAAAGUUCUGAUGCAACGGCUACUUUUUUUUUUCCUGAAAGCGAGAAAUCUAAUUUUUAAAAUCAGUUAUGCAAGUAUUUUUUUAAAGAGAAAAAGCUAAUUAGUAUGCAUUAUAAGUUAGACCUAAUUUAAAACGAAUAUUAAUCUUAUAAACUUCAUUUUCCUAAACCUUUUUUGUUGUGGAAUUUAUUUUUUUUUUAGGAUUUGAAUAAGAGAUUGAGCCUUUAAAAAAAAAAAUAGAUUAUUAUAAGACAUCAGUUAGGCCAGAGGAGGCGCGGUGGCUGAGUGGUAAAGCGCUUGGCUUCCGAACCUGGGGUCCUGGGUUCGAAUCCUGGUGAAGACUGGGAUUUUUAACUUUUGGAAUCUUUGGGCGCCUCUGAGUCCACUCAGCUCUAAUGGGUACCUGACAUUAAUUGGGGAAAAGUAAAGGCAGUUGGUCGUUGUGCUGGCUACAUGACGCACUCAUUAACCGUAGGCCACAAAAACAGAUGAACUUUACAUCAUCUGCCCUAUAGACCACAAGGUCUGAAAAGGGAACUAGUUAGGCCAGGUUCACAUCUAACUUUACAAUCACUUUCACCUAUCCUUUGAUGUGGUGGACCGUUGGGGCACUACACAAGAUCUGUUAACCUUCUUUCUCCAUUCUUAUCUCUCAUGUGUAUUUGAUAUAAUUUCAUUCGGAUGUUCUUUCUGAAAAUAUUGAAGCCUGCCUGGGUGGACCACUUGGGGGGCCGAUUUUGAGUUUGUGUUUCCACACAAACUGUCUUUUGUAACCUUGUUUGCUAUUGUGAAGUAUUUAUUCACAAUUUAUAUAACCUUCUCUGUAAUUUCUGGUUUUAUUGGGCACUCUAAAAAUGUGUUUUAAUGUCUUUCGUAUAGUCUAGUGGUGAAAACAUAAUUGUCAAAAUAAUAUUAGAACUGGAAAAAACAAAUAUAUUCAUAUUUCUUUUAAAACUAUUUAAAAAUUGGUACCAGUACUGCAUGAAAAAUGAUUACUUGAAGUCAAGCUAUUUUGUCUGUUGUAGUAACUUCAUCUAAUGUUAUGAAAGACAAAUGCUAGAAAAAUGAAAGUUUGUUGAUAGUAACAGAUAAGCUUUUGAAAUGAAACUAUCCAAAAAAAAUGUUAAUUUCACAUUUUUAUCAUUUUGUUUGUGAUAAAUGACAUCACAUUUAGAAGAUUUAGGUCUAUGUAAGGAUUACUCUUUGAAGGAUGUCGAAAGAUAAAGCAUAUUAAUGUGUGAAUUGUUUCUUUCUGUUGACAUGAGAUUCAAAUGCAGUCUUAGUUGUUUUUUUUAAUAUUGAGGAAUAAUACCUAAAAAGUACUGUGUACGUUUAUGAGAUAAACUAUUUUCCUAGCCGACUAAUGUUUCAAUAAAACAGUUUAUGUGGUCAGCAGAAAUGAUUUAAUUCAAACAGAAAGUGAAACUGAACAAAAAAAUUUUUUUUCUUCUGAUUUUUACUUUCUAAAUAAAUGAGGGAUGAUUACAAAUUUGAGCAUUUUGUUAAUUUUU